UUAGCGAUUUUUUUUACAUAGACGUUGACUUUUUCCUACUAUAGAGGAUUGCUGUUGCUAUCAGUAGAGUAAUUUCUACGUUGUUACGGGUUAAUUUCCUUACCCGUUCGUGUAGUUUGACGACAAAAAAGGAAAAGCAAAUACGAACCACCACCGUCGAACAGACAAAUCAGCUGAAAAACGGUAACAUUCUUCUAACCUACACGACGGUACCAUGGCUUCGGAGUUGGACCAGUGGAUCGAAAUUGCAAAGCAAUGUAAAUAUUUGCCGGAAAACGAUCUCAAAAAACUGUGCGACAUCGUUUGCGAGCUGUUGAUGGAGGAAUCGAACGUACAGCCCGUCAGCACACCCGUUACCGUAUGUGGCGAUAUCCAUGGACAGUUUUACGAUUUAGAGGAAUUGUUCCGCACCGGUGGCCAUGUACCCGACACGAAUUACAUCUUUAUGGGCGACUUUGUUGAUCGAGGAUACUACAGUCUGGAAACGUUCACGCGUCUGCUUACUUUGAAGGCACGAUAUCCAAAUAAAAUCACUCUGCUCCGAGGGAACCACGAAUCACGCCAAAUCACCAAAGUGUACGGUUUUUAUGAUGAGUGUUACACGAAGUAUGGCAACGCUAGCCCGUGGAAGUACUGCUGUAGGGUGUUCGAUCUUUUGACGAUCGCUGCGCUUAUUGAUGAACAGGUGCUCUGUGUGCAUGGUGGCCUUAGUCCCGAGAUAAAAACGCUUGAUCAAAUACGCACGAUUAAUCGCGACCAGGAGAUACCACACAAAGGCGCCUUCUGCGAUCUAGUGUGGUCUGAUCCAGAUGAUAUCGAUACGUGGGCGGAAAGCCCUCGCGGGGCCGGGUGGUUAUUUGGCGUGUUGGUGACACAGGAUUUCAUGCGAAUUAACAAUCUCAGCAUGAUUUGCCGGGCACAUCAGCUGGUUCAUGAGGGCAUUAACUAUCAGUUCCUCAAGCAGCUCGUUACGGUUUGGUCCGCCCCUAACUACUGUUAUCGGUGUGGUAACGUGGCCUCGAUACUCGAAUUUACAACUGCUGACUGUUCACAGGCAAAAAUCUUUAAAGCCGUCCCGAACGAAGAACGCGUGAUACCAAGUCAGCGCAUUACACCGUAUUUUUUGUAAGAAGAUUCGCAUGUAAACCUGCUGCAACUAAAAGGGUGCAAUUGUUUUGAAGAAUUUUGUUUGAUGCAGUCCCCCAAAAGCAUUGCUUUUCCACAUAUUUUGCACAAUAAAC
This is a messenger RNA of Anopheles nili, 1241 nucleotides long. It is a transcript of the gene PpV, whose product is annotated as serine/threonine-protein phosphatase 6 catalytic subunit. The record is from RefSeq and is a predicted model, not a curated record. Gene Ontology annotation, molecular function: protein serine/threonine phosphatase activity. The transcript has 4 exons. Lineage: Eukaryota; Metazoa; Arthropoda; Insecta; Diptera; Culicidae. Bases 215 to 1129 code for a protein of 304 amino acids. Gene Ontology annotation, biological process: peptidyl-serine dephosphorylation; G1/S transition of mitotic cell cycle. Gene Ontology annotation, cellular component: cytoplasm.